Acanthoscelides obtectus is the source of this 219-nucleotide messenger RNA. Lineage: Eukaryota; Metazoa; Arthropoda; Insecta; Coleoptera; Chrysomelidae. The record is from the annotation of a GenBank genome assembly.
AUGAUAUGUGCAAAGCAAUUGAAGAUGCUAGAAGUAACAGGUUGGGCUAGUUGUCAACUGCAAAACGUUAUAACGUUCCACGAGCAACACUUCAUCGCUUGUGCAAUAAAGAAGGUUCUCCUGAUACUGUUUUGCAGUACUACAUUAGGCCGAAAAACAGCUUUGCCACCGGAAUUGGAAACAGAACUAGUGAAGUAUUUGUUGAUCAUGGAUCCUUAG